Messenger RNA from Heteronotia binoei (common prickly gecko), 790 nucleotides. RefSeq names its product interleukin 17C (gene IL17C). Lineage: Eukaryota; Metazoa; Chordata; Lepidosauria; Squamata; Gekkonidae. Gene Ontology annotation, biological process: inflammatory response. Gene Ontology annotation, cellular component: extracellular region. The record is from RefSeq and is a predicted model, not a curated record. Bases 1 to 747 code for a protein of 248 amino acids. The transcript has 3 exons. Gene Ontology annotation, molecular function: cytokine activity.
AUGAGGAGCCGGAGUUUCCAGGUGUGUAUCUUCUGUCUGUAUAAAAAGGGAAGACAGGUGCAACGCUGGCUUCAGAUCACCUGUCAUUACACCUGGCUGCCAUCCCCCUCCCCCAAGGACCAGCCUGCCCGCAUCCUCACGGAUUGGCCUCCAGCAACCACAGACGCUUCAGCCGGAAUGAGGUCCUUUCCUGUUCUCGGAUGCCUUUUCCUCCUCUUCACUUGGGCAGAGGCCAGGAGACACCACCCCCAUCACCGCCCGCAGUGCUUCAGCUCGGAGGACGUGCCGGUCGGGCAGGUGCCCGUCGAGUUCCUCAGCAGGGCCCGGCGGUGGGACCGUCACAGUGCCGUGCAGCUGGUGCCCAUCCUGGAAAAGGAGUCGCCCAAGAGGCAGAGGCGGCGCAGGCAGCAGGAAGACGACAACUGCUCGGCUCUGCAGCUCCAGAACCUGCAACACAGCAGCGUCCACCAGAGGUCCAUCUCGCCCUGGAGCCACAAAAUCAACGAGGACGAGAACCGCUACCCGAGCAGGCUGGCCUUCGCCUACUGCCUCUGCAAAGGCUGCAUCGACGCCAAGACGGGCGUGGAAACCACCUCCCUCAACUCGGUGCCCGUCUUCCAAGAGAUGUUGGUGCUGCGCCGCAAACCAUGCCUGCGCAACUCAGAGGCCGGCAGCUUCACCUUAGAGGUGGACUACAUCAAGGUCCCCGUAGCCUGCACCUGCGUCUUGCCCCAAACCAGCAGCUGAGAGGGCCACGGCCACGUCACUUCAAGCCCCUGCAGUCACAGCG